AUGGAGACGAAAAAUUCAAAUGCAUUCGUCCUCAAAGAGCUUAACAUUUUAAACUAUGAUCACAUUACAAUGGUACCACCUUAUGCCAGAGGAGGAGGUGGUUUAGCACUACUAUGGAAGAAGGAAGUUGAGCUAAAAAUUCUAUACCAAUGUGACAAUUUCAUCGAUACAGAAGUACGCUUUCAAGGGAAGAUAUUCAUGGCUACCUUUGUGUAUGGAGAGCCCGAAAAAGCGAAUAGAAAGGAAAUUUGGACAGCAAUCACAGAGAGAACUGCAGGCAGAGAUUUACCUUGGUUUUUAACCGGCGAUUUUAAUGAGAUUCUCGACAACUCUGAGAAGAGAGGAGGUCCGCCACGAGCUGAGAGCUCCUUUGUAGAUUUCAGAUCAUUCAUGUCGGAGUGUGAUCUAUACGAUCUGAGAUACUCCGGCAAUUUCCUAUCCUGGAGGGGAAUUAGAUACAAAUACAACGUAAAGUGUCGGCUAGAUAGAGCAAUGGCGAUAGUGCGUGGAUCGAGACUUACCCUUCCGGAAGAAGUGAGUAUCUAG
Microthlaspi erraticum is the source of this 546-nucleotide messenger RNA. NCBI's taxonomy places the organism in Eukaryota, Viridiplantae, Streptophyta, Magnoliopsida, Brassicales, Brassicaceae. The record is from the annotation of a GenBank genome assembly.